AUGAUCCUUCGGAAGAAAGACAGUAUAGAGGAGUUUGAUGUGGAGGCAUUUAUAAGGAAUUGUAAUUCAUUUGCCCCAAAGCGAUACACUUAUACACAGAUCAAGAAAAUGACAAACUCACUAGCAAACGUAAUAGGAAAAGGAGGAUAUGGUUGUGUAUACAAAGGAAUACUACCUGAUGGUCGCCUUGUUGCAAUGAAAGUCUUUAAACAAUCCAAAAGCAAUGGGGAAGAUUUUAUUAAUGAAGUUGCUAGUAUGGGUAGAACUUCUCAUGUUAAUAUAGUUACUCUUAUUGGAUUCUGUUAUGAAAUGAAUGAGAGAGCCUUGAUUUACGAUUUCAUGCCUAAUGGUUCACUUGAUAAAUUCAUAUUUGAUCAAGAAAAUGGGAGCACAACCCGGUGCCUAGAAUGGAAAAAAUUGUUCGAAAUUGCUCUUGGCAUUGCACGAGGACUGGAAUACUUGCAUCGUGGUUGUAACACAAGGAUUCUGCAUUUUGAUAUAAAGCCUCAAAACAUUCUUUUGGAUAAAGAUUUUUGUCCAAAAAUAUCAGAUUUUGGCCUAGCCAAACUAUGGCUGAAUAAGGAUAGUGUUGUGUCCCUGAGAAGUGCUAGAGGAACAGCAGGGUAUAUAGCUCCUGAAGUAUUUAAUAAAUAUUUUGGUGGGGUAUCUCAUAAAUCUGAUGUUUAUAGUUAUGGGAUGUUGGUUCUUGAAAUGGUUAGAGGAAGAAAGAAUAUCGAUCCUAUAGUUUCUCAUACUAGUGAAAUUUACUUUCCAUAUUACAUAUAUAAAGACAUUGAGAUGGGUAAAGACUUAAGAAUUUUGGGAGUUACAACAGAGGAAGAAAAAGAACUAGCAAGGAAAAUGGUAUUAGUGAGUUUUUGGUGCAUUCAGACAAAUCCAUCAGAUCGACCACCAAUGGGUAAGAUUGUAGAUAUGCUGGAAGGAAACCUUCAACAAGUCCAGAUUCCACCAAAGCCAUUCUUGUUUUCUCCUAAAAGGUCUCCUCAACAAUCCACAGAAUCAUCAUAA
Molecule: messenger RNA, 1029 nt
Organism: Ziziphus jujuba (common jujube)
Lineage: Eukaryota; Viridiplantae; Streptophyta; Magnoliopsida; Rosales; Rhamnaceae
Product: PR5-like receptor kinase
Exons: 1
Coding region: 1-1029 (342 amino acids)
Biological process (GO): protein phosphorylation
Molecular function (GO): ATP binding; protein kinase activity
Source: RefSeq, a predicted model, not a curated record